Molecule: messenger RNA, 5316 nt
Organism: Crotalus tigris (Tiger rattlesnake)
Lineage: Eukaryota; Metazoa; Chordata; Lepidosauria; Squamata; Viperidae
Gene: PRKX
Product: protein kinase X-linked
Exons: 8
Coding region: 341-1429 (362 amino acids)
Biological process (GO): protein phosphorylation
Molecular function (GO): ATP binding; protein serine/threonine kinase activity
Source: RefSeq, a predicted model, not a curated record
GACUGGCGAAUGAGACUCAACGUCCUCCCGGCAAACCCAUUGUCUGCAUUGAGGCGCCGGCGGGAAGCGCGAGAGGAGCGAAGCCAGUAGCGUCGGCGAUUUUUCUCUGAGACGCGCCCGCGCGCUUACUUACACCCAGAGCAAACCAGAAGCCCUGCAGGAAGGAAGCUGCGCUUUGCCGCGAUGCGGAGCGCCAGCAGUCGCUCUGUUAAGAGAAGGAACCAAGGAGUAGCCCCGACUCGGGACCUCUGCAGCUGCUGAAAGGAGAAAGAAUCUAGGCCGCCUCCGGAGAUUCCCAAGUUUGUCCUGAAAGGAGGAGCCUUACUACCUUUCGCUUCAUAUGGAGACUUUGAGCUCCGUGCGAGCUAAAGUAGGAGCCCGAAGCCCCGUUGGCUGCGAGGGAGCAGGGACCGGCGAACCCCAGCCCAUUUGUUCUUCGGGUCCAGCUAUCCGAGGCUCGGCGGCAUCGGAUUCCCCCGCUUAUAGACUUGAGGACCUGGAGACCUUGGCUACUGUGGGAACAGGCACUUUUGGGCGGGUUCACCUGGUGAGAGAGAAAGCUGCUAAAUGCUACUUCGCAUUGAAAGUAAUGAGCAUUCCAGAUGUUAUUCGGCUAAAACAAGAACAACAUGUACACAAUGAAAAAUCUGUUUUGAAAGAAGUGAAUCAUCCAUUUCUGAUCAGAUUAUACUGGACUAAUCAUGAUGAACGAUUUCUAUAUAUGUUGAUGGAAUAUGUACCUGGAGGUGAACUUUUUAGCUAUCUACGCAAUAUGGGACGCUUUAAUAACAGCACUGGACUAUUUUACUCUGCAGAGAUAAUUUGUGCAAUAGAAUACCUCCAUUCAAAAGAAAUUGUUUACAGAGACUUAAAACCAGAAAAUAUUUUAUUAGACAAAGAGGGGCAUAUCAAACUCACAGACUUUGGCUUUGCUAAAAAGCUUGUUGAUAGAACAUGGACACUGUGUGGAACACCAGAGUAUCUUGCCCCCGAAGUUAUACAAAGUAAAGGUCAUGGAAGAGCAGUAGACUGGUGGGCCCUGGGCAUUCUGAUAUUUGAGAUGUUGUCUGGAUUUCCUCCAUUUUUUGAUGACAACCCAUUUGGAAUAUAUCAGAAGAUUCUAGCUGGUAAAAUAGAUUUUCCCAGGCACCUGGAUUUAUAUGUAAAGGAUCUUAUUAAAAAGCUUCUUGUGGUUGACAGAACAAGACGACUAGGAAACAUGAAGAAUGGAGCUGAUGAUAUAAAGAGACACCGAUGGUUCAGGUCUAUAGACUGGGAUGCUGUACCACAGAGGAAAUUAAAGCCUCCUAUAGUGCCGAAAAUAUCAAAUGAUGGUGAUACAUCUAAUUUUGAAGCUUACCCUGAAGAUGAUUGGAACAAAAUACCACCAGUACCUCCUAAAGAUUUAGAAAUUUUCAAAAACUUCUAAAUGUGUGAUACAUCAAAUUAUUAAGGUAUUAGGCACUUCCAAAGCACCAUAUUUAUAAACCAGUGUAUUUACUGUCUUAAUGUUAAAAUCUAUACAUUGUUGCAUGUAGUUAAUUUAUAAAAUCACACAUUGAUAUUUUUAAAUUAAAAAUAGAAGGAAAUGCCUUAAGGCUCCAUGACUGUCUUUUAAUAAAAAUAUAAUAUUAAUACAAUGUUUGGUAAUUAUUUUGGUUACUGUGAAGACUAGAUAGAUUUCUUCUAUAGGCAUAAUUGCAACUAUUAGAUGGCUUUUAUUUUGCAUUUUUAUUGUAUAAAAAUCAGUAUAAUUCUUUGCACAUGGUAAUUAAGGACCUAUAAAAUCUUAUUUUCUGAAGUUUAAUGAAAAAAGUUAAAUAUUCACUACAAUGGAAUACCAGUAUAUUGAAUAUUCAUUUUUAUCUAAUUGCUAGAAAUUGAAAGAAGAUUGAUGUUUUAAAUGGAAACUGGAAAUGAAGAACAGAAAAUACUUCCAAAAAUAUCUUGAAAGUGAAUAUUACUGUGUUAUGCAUAGAUUUUUUUUUUUAAAAAAAGACAAGAUAAAGGUUGAAAAAAUAGAUACUAUUCAUGUUCAGUAGUAUAGAAUUGGCAUUCAUUCAGUUAAAAAAAUACUGAUGCACCUACUCUGAUGUGUAGCAAUUAAAACUAUAGGGUUUCUAAAUUUGAAUUUAAUUUUGUUGUCCCCAAAUUUUAUUUGCAUACUUAUUUCAUACCCUAGUUGUAUAAGUUUAUACUAAAAUUAUCCUGUAAAACACAUUAGUGUAUAUUUAUAUAAUGAAAUCAGUAAAUCUAAAGCACAGAAACUGUGCAGAAAUGUAAAUUUUUGUAUUUUAAAGAGUCUAUGGUUUUUAUUUUUAAAUGUUUUCCAAGAUUUAGCCUAGAAGUAAAACAAAUCUUGAAAUGAUACAUGUUUAAGCAUCUUCUAUACAUUUUAUAAUUCUUUGUAAAAAGAAAUAUACACAUAGGUUUUGAGAAAACGGUAACAUUUCCAAUGCUUUACACCUCCAGGCAUACAUUUUGAAAGCUGAAAAAUAAAAACCUUUCACAACUUAUUGUUCUAUUUCUCCUUUCAGUGUGUAUUAUAUUUUCUUUUAAAAAGUAUGUUAAAAUGACAUGGCUAUAUAUCUUAAUUCUCUAUGACUACAUACUAUGUAAAAUGUGUUUUUUUAUUUCUUGAAUUUAGGAAAUUUUAGCAAAUUAUAGUGAAACAAUUGUUGUUAAUGGGAUUAGAGUUUAUUACCCUUCCAGGUGCCUGAAGGUCAUCAAAACUAAGAUCCCUAUCUAAACAUAGAUUUAAGUUGCAUGCCCAUUAUUGAAUAUUGCAAAUUUCAGUAGAUAUCAGUAGAUAAAACAAUUUAAGGGCCACAAUUGAAUGUUCAUUGUUACCUGGCAUUAUCUUACCUGCAAUCAACUUACUGUCCCUUACCAUUUAUUUACCUUCAGAUAUCUAUCUUGGCACUUGCCAAGUAUCCUACCCACAUUUAAUAUUUUAAAAUUCUUUUAAUUAAAUGCCUAUAUACAUACCCAUCACAUAAUUCCUUUUUUAUUUAAGCAACUUUAUCCAAAAUUGGAGAAAAUGUGUGAGAAGUAGCAAGCAAAAUAAAUUAAAGGCUUGGGUUAAAAUAAAGAAAAUAAAUCUAAAUUUAUAUUACAUAGAGAAGAAGCUGUUAUGUUUUAAAGCAAAGUCUAAAUUCCAAAAUAAUUAUGCCCAAGAUAUGUGACCUUUUGGUCACAUGUGUACUCUACAGCUGUAGGUAUUCUUAAAAUAUAAAAAUGGGCGGAUGGUGGCAGUCAAGUGUUUUAUUUGGAAGUUUAACUACUUGCUCGUUUAUAAGGAAGUUGUUAUAAAAGUAUACCUCAAAAAUUCAAAUAAGACUUCCGCAUCAAAAAUCUUCUAGCUUCUAUAUCAUUACAUGAACAUUUAAGGCAUGAAUAUCUGUGAACUCUUCUGAAACUGGAUAUUCUACAUUUUAAACCUCUGUAAGUGAGAUUAACUCAUGCCAUUUGUCCUACUAGGGCAGGGGUGUCAAACUGCCGGCCCAUGGGCUGGAUGCAUCAUAGCGAAAUCAUGCCUACCCCAUUGUUGGCCAUGGCAAAAAAGUCACGAUACGUCGUGACACGUCACAUGAGGUUGCGAGUUUGUGCUAGGGGAAAAAAACCAAAUGAAGAUAUAAACUGCAGAGUAAGAAUAUAUACUUAUGAGAUACUAAUAUUAAGUUAAGGAUUGUUGACUUAAUGGUUCAAAGUUAAUACUACUGCUAGGGCUUGAGGUUACCCAGCUUCCAUAGGAUCUACCUGUGUAUGUUUAGAAGUUGUUUAAUAUUCUUAUUACACUAGUUACUCUUCUUCCCUUGCUUGAUAGCGCAUUGGUUGAAACCAAAACACUCCAAAAAUCUUAGCUACCACUUUUUGUGGACACUAAGUAAGCUUUUAAAGUCCACUGUGAAAAAUAAGAGGAGAAAGGAAUGAUUAGACAGUUCUCAUUUAGCUACAGCCUUGUUUAUCUACUGUUCACUUACGGUGGUGAUGAAAUAGUAUCUUUAGAACCUUCAUAUUUAUGCCUUUGCAAGUCUGUAAAGCAAAGGAAAACUGAAGUAGUGCGUUUCUUCAAAAUAGGAAAUGACAUCUCUGUACCACCAAACAUUACCCAAGUAGUGAACAAUAAUUAUAAUCAUACCAAUAAUAGAAACUGUUAUUGUAAAAAUAAAAAGCAUAUUGAAGAAUUAAAAUAUAAAAACUUCUAAAGGCCAAAUUACAAAAUGGUGCUAAUUUAAAAUUCCUUUUCAAAUCCUUUUCCUUAGUUCUGAAAUGAAAGCAUUCCAUAAUUCCAGAACGAUUAUAAAGCUAACAAAUGAGCCUCUGUUGAGUGAUGGUACCUCAAAAGGCUUUCCUGCAGAUCUUAACCAAAAUGGGAAAGGCAAUGUCUUAGGUAGCACUGAAGCCAUCUAGAACUUUUAAAGACUGUAAUAGAUCAAAACAAUUAUCAUUAAAUACACAGCAAUUAGUUGUGAAUGGACAGUUGCUAUGAGCAAUGUUUCCACUCAUUAUGAAGUUAAUUUGAAUUUACAUCAGUGCUGCAUUUUAUAAUCUGCAUAUGAGACCACUGUUCCAUUGGGGUCAACAGAAAGCCUUAUAAUAAUUGGAUAGUGAACAUCCUGUUUAUGAAAACUGAAUGUUAGCUCCUGUUAAAUCACCCUAGAUAGAGUCUUAUUUUAUUAGAAUUAAUAUUCUUUAUGGCUAUUUAUACUUGAAGCAGAAAUAUUUUUCACAUUAGAAAAACAUGAUAGAUUGGUGAGCAAAGUCAAAACAACUAACCAUUAAAAAUGUAUUUGUUUAGAAAAUCCUAUCUGGAUAUAUUAUCUGUAAAUUUAUUUAAUGUUCAUGAGAUCGCGUUUUAAGCAAGGCUAUUAUAUAUAAAAGAAAUAUUAAUCUAUCAAAAUUAGGAACUAAACCAAGUUUAGCUAAAGGACUGGAUCUUGAAAACUGCAUGAAUAUAGCAAAUCAAAUGUGUGGUAUAUGGUAUAUGGAGGAAUUAAUUCUUUUACUGCGGAAUUUUUCAGCUUUCAAGAAAUGUAGGGUAAUUCCAUUGUACUGUACUAUGUACAGAUUUACUAUGUUUUGCACUUUUCUAUGACAAACAACUGCUUUAUAAAUAUUGAUGUACAGUUAAAUGAAUUAGUUUCAUCUAUGUACAAAACCAAAUUGAUAAUAUAAAAUAUUCAAGGUUUACAGAUAUCAGAGAGAUUUCCUGCAAAUUCUGUCUUAUAUAUAAUUACUGUACAAAUACAUAAAUCAGUCCUCAUUGCACAAUGAAAAUCACUGUGAUUUGUAAAUAAAACUCAGUCAAAAAUA